Molecule: messenger RNA, 3437 nt
Organism: Pseudogymnoascus destructans
Lineage: Eukaryota; Fungi; Ascomycota; Leotiomycetes; Thelebolales; Thelebolaceae
Exons: 2
Coding region: 616-2883 (755 amino acids)
Source: RefSeq, a predicted model, not a curated record
ACCUCCCUCCACCCCCUCCACCACCUCCACCACGUCGACAACCCCAAAAAAUCAUUGACGCCCUCCUCAUCAUCUAUCUUUGUCUCGCUCACAUACAUUUCCAUGCCAUCGACCUCCGCCUUUCCUGUCUCGAGCGACAUAUCUCUGACAAUUGACACCUGCUAGCAUCCUGGACGAGGAGGAGAAUAUAUAUACAUACAACGAGUCUGCGUCACCUUCCUGCUGCACAACGACUUCGCGACACCCACAAACUUCUCGCCUGCAUACUUCGUCCAACGAUCCCACCGCGGCCCUGGAAUACUUCACAACGCACAGAGCUAUUGACCGACCUUUCUUCCCCCCCCAUCUUCAUCCUCGGCCUGCGGCAGGUUUCGCAAAAAGGCAGCGAAUAUCUCAGCAUCGCCGUUGCUCUCCUUUCGACGUCGUGCCACGGACCAACCUAUCCUAUGCCUCCUAUAAACCCGAUUUAAUAUAACCCCUAAUUUAUCCGCAAUCUAUCGUUGCCCGGGACAGCUCCAUCCCACGCGACACAGCCCACUCGUCCAACUGUCUACCCUACCCUCUCCCAUCUGAGGGAGGGUAUCCUGCCGACGGCGCGGCAAUCAGUCGACGAAAAUGUCUCUACAUACGACCUCCCAUCUCGGGGAGAGCAACAAACCGAUCAGAAGUCCUGCUGGCUCGAUAUCAACAUCCUCGAUGACGGAUUUCCCGGCGCGGACCAUGGAGCCUGCCAUGGAUGGGCCGCCAUCGCCACAGAGAAUCAGAGCAUACACAGAGCAGAUGAAGAGGAGCGUAGCCGCUGGCCACCAAAGGACAAGAACCGGCACCAGCUCAACGUCGUCGUCUGCCUCGGGAGCUGACUCGGGGACAAGGUCUCCGGAAGAAUCGCUGUCGAGACAGGCGUCGCGAAAGUCGACCGCGGGCAUGUCGGUCAAAGCAGAACGGCCAGACACGUUACAGAUGUUUGGGAAGGCAUUAUUCUCGCGAGGAUCGAAGAGGUCCAAGAAGGGAAGGUCGAGGGCAUCAUCACUGCUGUCGCUAAGCUCGAGGGAAUCUACCAUGGUCACCCCGCGAAGCGCCGUUGACGAGGAGGUUGCUUUCAAGAAACACCUCAUCUCUGGGCCUUACGACUUCCAACACGUCGUCCACACAGGACAUGAGCAGGCGCCCAAUGUGGAUAUCGCGAGCAGAGAUGACCUCCUCGAGGAGUUUUCCACAGUACGGAGAUCAAAUGCACCUACAGGAGAGCUUAGGGGCAUCAGGGCAGACGACCUUCACUUCCACAACUUCUCUUUGGAAGCCCUCGAUGUCUUGGUCGAGAAAGACCCUCCUCAGCCUCCACCUCAAUUACCACUAAAGAGCCCAGCAAGAAGGAGCAUCAUCAGGAAGCCCCCUAGCCCACUCAAGCCGAGCCUGCGCUCGAGCAAGUCCCAAGACAGCGUCCGCGCUGGAUUGUCCCCUCCACCGCGGCCGCCACGAUCCCCAAUGACAGCACAGUGUCCGAUAUCCCUACCCCCGAGGACCUCAUCGAGGACGGCAUCCAUCAUCUCGGAUGAAUACGACCCUCUACAAUCCACGUCACUCGAGAGACCUCACUACUCUGCCGGUUUCCGGAGGCCGCAGGCCUUCCACCUCCCGCGUUCUCCGCCCCUACCGUCUCCCCCAUUGCAAAAUGUCCAUGGCGACCAUGAAGUGGAUUAUUUCCAGGAAAGAACCACCAUGUUGCUAAGGUCACCAGAGAAUGAGGGCUGGCCGUUCUCUGCUGCUGCCCAGUCACCAUCCGAUUCAAAGCUGGAGGAUGUACCUGAAGAGGAGGAAACAGUGGCGGCCGCACGACGCUCACGCAUAUCCAUCGGCAGCACUGAUCUGCGCAUCUCCAAGUCCGUCCCUAACCUCCUCCCGUUCCGCGCCAGGCGUGACUCUGACCGCCCGCACACCCCGUCCUCUGACAUCGUGCGUGCGCCAGUCCUCGUCAUGACCCCUAAGAAAUCGGAUGCAAAGCUCGACCUUGACACCUCCCGCUCAUGGGAGGAUGACAUCGACUACUGCUACGACCAUGAGGUCGAGGCCGACUGCGACUACAACUGGGAGCGCCAUUCGAUUGACGUCGAUACCGUUAGCAACUACUUCCACGACUCCGCCAUCUCGACCAACUCGUCCUCGGACGACGUCACGCUUAAGAACUCACCGCCGCUGGCAUCCCUGCAUUCCGCAUCGGCAAUGGAGGUGCGCAGAGAGUCGCGUCGACUCUCUGCGCACCUCGAUGGCCUGCGUCACCCGCCCGUUUACAACACCCCCUCCAUCCUCGCGCCAGCGCACACACCCGAUCUCAUCCCGCCGUCAACAGCCACAAUGGCGGAUUCCCCAGCCUCUACCCCGACGCCUCCCACGCGCCCAACACAACUGCGGUCCCCAUCCGCAGCGUCAUCCUUCAAGGAGUCGUUUGGCUUCACGCUCUCACCCUCGCUACUCAUCCCUGCCGACUACGCGGCGCAGAUGAACGGCACCGCAUCGCCCACUUCAACGUACUCCGCCGGGCCCCUCGACGACGUUUCUCCUACCGAGCGCGAGCCUAGCCCUGCGCCUACGGAGACCCCAGACGUCGUCUCCUCGCCUACUCUGUCGACAAACCCAUUCUUGGCGUAUAUUGUAACGACCGAGAAGUCUGAGAAUCUGCUGCUGCAGAGCGCGGAGGAACGCUUGUUACCGCCGUCGAGGGCGCCGAGUGCAUUUAUCAACGCGCAUGACCGGAAGGGGAGCGUGCCGCUGCUUGGGCGGGUAGCGAAGGAAAGUCGUGGGAGGGCGAGCACGAUUGGUGGGUCGCUUGGGAGGGGGAAGGGGGGGUACGGGUUGUUCCCCUCGAUGCUGAGUGCCGAUCCUUGAGAACCUGCUCGGCUCUCAGAAGGCGGAAGAAGGGAUAAAGAAAGCUGUUUGGGUAUGAUACGUGAACGUCGCUUGAGAAAAGAUAUAAACAUUCUUUGCAUUUUUUAUUUUCUACAAUGUUUUUUCUUUGGUUGGGGGUGCUUGUAAUUUUUUUGGGAGGGGUGUUUUUAGGAGGUGGUUAUCACGGUCACUACAACAUUAGAUGGGUUUUGGAGGGGCACGGUUGCUACUGUUUGGUUUGGGAAUUUUUUAUAUAUACGGUUGCUACUGCGAGGUUGGGGGCCGUCCGGGGGGGGUUGGUUGGCGGCUUUACGACCUUAUGGAAACUUUGUUUUGGAGAGAGAUGGAAGGGGGGGACGGGUCCGGAAGUGUCUGCCUGCGGCUGGUCGUCCAGUACUACGAUAUAUCUGAGAGUAGGGAAGAGGAGCCGUUUGAGAGACGGAGAGAGCAGAGAGAUGUAUGAUGCUAGUAGACAAAAGUAGGGCUCUUUGGUAGCCGCAGCGGGUUGUAGGUGGUGUGUGGGUGUAUAGAUCAAAAUGUAGACGUGUUGCAUC